Molecule: messenger RNA, 8133 nt
Organism: Psylliodes chrysocephalus
Lineage: Eukaryota; Metazoa; Arthropoda; Insecta; Coleoptera; Chrysomelidae
Source: the annotation of a GenBank genome assembly
CAUUCUACGUUCAUUGAGUGAAGUGUUCUGACUCAUCGUAAACAAGUACGGGAAUUCCGAACACGUUUUAACAUAGUGUGGCGGACAAAACAUUUCGGCUGUCAAUGAUUUAACUUUUUUGUCGCGUUUAAACAAAAAAUACAGUAUCGAAUGGUUUAAUAAAGUGUUUGUUAACUUUUUCGGUUAAACCAUCCAGUUAUUUACUAGAAUUAUGGCUAUUUUUAAUUUGGAUUUUUGUUUGGUGUUGCUAAUUUGUGUUCUGGGAAUCCGUGGGAUUAAAGAUCAAGACUGCAGCGCGAAUACCAUUCAAAGUAGUGAUAACAAUAUGAGAUUCACCAAAGAAGCAACUUUUGCGGAAUUUGCUGUCGUUGGUAAACACAAGGCGUUGCACUGUUGCGCUAAGGGCUACAGAACUAUUGAAUGGUAUAAAGACGACAAACCAUAUCCAUGGGCAUUGGACACAUCAGGACUAAUCAUAAAUCCACCAAGUGGUAAUCAAACUAUUUACGUUCAAUCCGUACAACAGAAAGACCAAGGAAGUUAUACCUGUUAUAUACGAAAUGAAACUACUGUGUUGGUUCAUAGAAUUCAACUGAAAAUAUUUGAUAAAACUCCAGACGAACCAAAGAUCACUUAUAUCACCGAAAAGGCUAAUGUAGUUGUUGGUGAUAACUUAAGACUAUUUUGCGAAGCGUUUGUUGGACAAGUAGACCUGCCUGAUGCACACAGCGAUGCAUAUUGGAAGAAAGUUUCUCCAAACGCUACCAUGAUAGACCUUCCAUCUCAUGUGGAACAACUUAAAACAGCAAGAGAAAAUGGUCAAACACUUGGAACUUAUCUCAUAAUUAACGAAACCAAGCCAGAGGAUCUCGCACAAUAUGUUUGUAUAAUUACCAAACCAGGAAUUACGAUUGAAAGAUACGUUUAUGUUCGAGAAAAAAGCGAAGAGGUUGUUUAUUUAGAUCCAAACCCAAUCCCUGUAGGAAAAAUGAUGAUAAUAUUGCCUCUGAUUGUCUUCGUAGUGAUCGGUCUUCUUAUUAUCUACUGGAAAUACGGUCUUAAAAUACAAGUCCGCCUAAAGGAUACUCUUAAUUCAGUGGAAGAUAACGAUGGUAAAGAAAAGGACGUCCUCAUUAUAUUCGCACCUCAAGAUACCGAAAUUGCCCAAGGGGUGCUGUUGCCAACUUUACAGGAUAAAUAUAAUUACAAAUGUGGUGUCAAAGAGCUGACAUCUACUAUCAAUAAAUGGUACACGGACUUGAACGAGGAAGCCCAAAAAUAUCGAAGAAUAAUUGCUGUGCUAUCACCAACUUUAAUUAAAGAUAAUUGGGAGUCGAAUCAGCUCAGACUCGCUUUGAAGCAACUAAAAUCGCUCGGACCACAGUUGAUCUGCAUUUCGCUGAAAGAACUUCCCAAAAAUGAAAACGAAGAGAAAGAUGCUCAAGGAGAAACGUUGAGUACUUUGAUAAGAUCAAUUGGCGUUAUCCUAUGGGAGAGAAAAACUGAUGAAACAUUCUGGUAUGCCCUUCGUCUCAAGCUUCCACCUAAAAGAAAAACCGAAUCUGAAACUGUCAGAAGUUCAACCACUGAUUCAAGACUAUGUGAUAAUUCUCAAGAAUGCUUGGAGAACAUGGUGUAAAAUUUGCUUAAUUGUCUAUUAUCUGAUGUGCAUCUUGUAUAUAUAUUUUCUAAUAAUAUUCUGAAGUAGCGAACCACUUCUUGGUAAACUAGUUAAAUGUAAAAAAGUGUCAUAUUUAAAUACUUAAAAGUAUGUGUAAAAUAAAAUAUAUGUUUAGGUGUAUGUCGUCACUGCAUUUUGGAAGUAGCAUUAAAUACCUACAAAAAUGUACUGUAUGUGGCUGAUAUAUAUGAGUGAGACUAGCCAAAUGUGUUUAAUUAUAGCCAAAAGAUACUUCUUAGAAUAUAUAAUUCCGAAUAAUUUCUUUCUGCCAAAACGUGCACGAGAGUUUUGCCUAUGGAACCGAGUUUAUAUCACGACAAUUAUAGGAACAAAUUUACAUAACGGAGUGUUUAGUGAAGCUAUAAAUUUUUUAAGCAUAAAAAACAUUUUUUUCUUGCACUAGGGUGUCUAUUUUGAUCUGUAAUUUUCAAUUUGUUAUGUGACAGAAUUGAAAGUUAUGAUUUUAAAAAUCUAAAAUAAGAACAAUCGUGAAAGAGAUGGAAUAGUAGUUAGAUUAACAUAACAGUGAAAUAGUUCAAAAUUUCACUAAACACGCCAUUGUACAUCUAAUUAUAAUUUAAACUUUCUAGAGGCAAUACUGUCGUGAUCACCAAUUUAAACACUAAUAUAAAUGACAGUUGGUUAUUAAUUCGUAGAUUGUGAUAUUAAUUAAAUAUGUCGUUUUAUUUGAAUUUUCGUUUAUUAGAUAAUAAAAAUAUGGUCAAAUGAAAUAUUUGCAAAAUAUCUUUAUUGACAACUUGAUUCGCUCUAUUUCACUUUACAAAUGUUUCAGCUAAUUUUUACCAAACCAAAUUUAAAUCAAUGACAUUUGUGUUAUGUAAUUCCCAAGAGAAAUUAUCGAAAUUUUGUUGUAAAAUUUAAAAUUAAUCAACUGUCAAUUUACAACUUGAGUGAGAAUUUGAUCGGCUAGAUCUUAUUUAGACUAUACAAUCCGAAUUUGUAAUUAUUACUACGACUUUAUACUUUAAAACAAGCCAGUUUUUAACUAUUUAUUAAUCUUUUAUUAUUUAUCUGAUUUUAACUGCAUUUAAUUCAGUUUCACUCGAACUGGCUUUUGUGUAUGUAUGUCACAAAGUUAGAAUAGAUAGAGGGAACAUGAGAGGCAAUCUUAAAAAAAAUCGUAUUCACCAGAUUUAGUAUAAAAAUAGAUGUUUAAAAAAUCUAAUUUUAUAAUUUUUUAACUUAUUAUUAGUGUUACGGAUCAUAUUUAAGGCCUGAAGUUUCUCUUUUACUCUUUUGUAUAAGUGAUUUAUCAUUCAAUUAAGUAAGUUUUCAAAUAAGAGAAAAAUAAUUUAUUAAUAAUUAUAAUUUAAAUAUUAUUUACAUUUUAUGUGUGACAGACAACUUUUUUUUAUCUCUCUCUCAUCCUACCUCUAUCUGGUCUAUAUAUCCUAGCUCUGUGGUUUCUGUAUUAUAAUAUCCAUAAUUUAAAUAUUUUUAUAUUUUGUUAUAUAAAUCGACUGAAAUUAUAUCUGUAAUGGGAUUCUCAUCUUUUGAUAUGUUACGUAUCGAGAAGCGAGUCUUAUGUACCUAAUUCGCUCUAUUCGAUAUGUGCCAUGUCAAAUUAAUACAUAGGAAACCCGGUGCAGUAGUUAAAUUUAAAUUAAGGUUAGAAUGAGUGUCAGUCAAAUGACAAAAAAAUUAUAUCGAUUUUGUAUGUUUACAUUACUUAUUUAACUUCAAUAUUGUGAUUUUCCUUAUAUAUUUUUGUACUUUUAGAAAUGUAUUACGAAUAUUAUAAAUGUUGAUAUAAUAGCUAUGUGUAUUGGGGGCGAAAAAUGAUACUUUAGCUCUUGAGACAAAAUAUGGCCUGUGCGAUGCUUAGUAUCGAAAGCGGCAAUGAACUUUUCUUUUGAAUUGCAGACAAGAUUUUUUUCUACGAUCACAUUCUUGUAAUAAAUAGAUAUAUUUUUAAAAAUUGGGGAAGGGACAAUACUUAAAGUCAAUAUUAAAUAUUUAAUAAAACAAAAUAGGAACAAGAACAGUUUUGUAAUAUUCAAAAUAUUUAACGAUUUAAUAACUACAUGCCUACAUAUUCAUUAAUGGUAAAUUACUAUCCAAUAUUCACGGAAAAUAACGCCCCCUGGGGGUCUACUUUAACAUAAAAAUAGUUUUUUUGGUUACAAGUGGUUAUAACCUAUUGCCACAAAACCAUUUUUGGUAAAGUAGACCCAUGUUAUGUUAUGUUGAGAAUGGGGUGUUCAUACACUGCGACCUAAAAGAUCUAUUGUGCCCCCUUCUGUCGUCACUGCACUAAGGAAAUGUCUCAAUGCCUAUAGCGAACCUUCCAAUCCUAUUUUCUCAAGGAAGUGUAGGAUUUGAAGUUGCUUCAAGUUAGGUAAAUCUCCCUCUUCUAUUUGAUAUCCUCCUAGAUAUAGUGCCCUUGGAUUCUGGAGUGCUACACAUUCAGUUAGGAUGUGAAUGGAGGUUUCGUCCUCCUCCUCACAGAAUCUGCACUCACUAUCCUCUUCUACUCUCAGUUUAUUUAGGUGUCCUUUCAGUCGGCAAUGCCCGGUAAGGAUCCCUGUUACAAUACGUAGCCUGUUCUUGCUCAGGCAGAUGCAGGCUUCCGAUCUUUCCUGGUUAUAUUCACCCAGAAGUAUCUUGGCCUGUCUCAGCCCCAAGAGAUUGUUCCAAUUAUCGGUUCUUCUACUACCCAAUUCUUUUUUAAUCUCUCCUAAUAUUAUGUUACUGCUGAUACCGCAGAAUGGCUCAGGUCCUACAAAGGGUGUUUGAUCCCCUUUCCUUGCAAGACUAUCUGCAAUCUCGUUACCCUGUACCCCGUUAUGUCCCGGGACCCAAGUGAGAGUAACUCUAUUUUUCUCGCCUAGCUCAUUCAAUUGUUCUAGGCAUCUCCAUACCAUUUUUGAGCUGAUUACGUAAGAGCUCAGCACUUUGAUGGUUGCUUGACUAUCGGACAUGUUGAUAAUCUCUUGUCUAUGAUAGUUUCUCUCGAUAUUAAACUGGAUACACUUCUCGAUGGCGUGAAUUUCCGCCUGGAAGAUGCUUGGGUAUUUUCCCAAGCUUUCGGAGUGCUUGGUUCUCGGCCCAUACACUCCUAUUCCAGUUCCUUCUAUGGUUUUGGAACCGUCCGUAUACCACUGAAUAGCACGUCUUUCGGUUGCAAGCGCGAUGGAUUCUUGGCUCCAUUCUUUCUUGCAGCCCAGCUCUGUGGUUUUGAAGUUUUUUACAAAACUGUACUUCUUUUGCAUUUCAUCCUGGGGCAUGUCCCAGGUAUCUUUAGUCCUGAAGCAAGUAGACUUUCGUCUGAUUACUCCGUUCCUGAUCAUUCUAUAUUGUGUCCUUUUUGCCACAUUCUCUAUCAUUAAAUGUAGAUGGGUGAGGUUUAAGAUCACCUCCAAAAGUAGACCCAUAGAGAGCGUUGAUUCUAAAUAAGGUACACAAAUUACAAAUUGUUACUUAAUAUAGUAUUCUUUAGGUUAUUUUGGGAGAUUUAAUCUUGAAUCUUGGAUUUUCAAUAUUAGGCUUCCUUCCAGAAAGUAAAAGUUUAGUUCUCAAAGUUUGCUCUGUCAUAUCUUUUAAAUUUUCCAAUUUGUCAUAAACUUUUAUUGGGCACUUUAGCUUUUUUAUUUGAACUUCCAUAAUUUGCUUUAUUCAUGAUGCUUUUCCGAUAGGACUAUCGGCCCAUUUUAAAGUUUCGGUCGAUUUGGAUUGUUUCACCGAAUAUACAAUUAUUUCUAUUUGCUCUGUACUUUGCACUGGCUAUUUUUAUUUGUGUUAAACAGUUUGCAGUUUCUUUUUGCGAUGAAUUUAUUCUUUGGCAGUUUAAAUCAAAUAAAUUCAUUGCUAGAGUCGCUUCCAUAACUAAAGUUAAAAGAGUGAUUUGAUUCCUCAGUUUCCCAUGGAGGAGAAAUAGUAUGAAUUAAACCAGUAGAAUCCAAUAUUUUUACGUUUAGUAAUUUUAGACUCCGACUGCGGGUAAAAUCAUUUCGUAAGUUUCAUUGAAAUUUGUGCUUGUUUCAUUGGAAGAUACAUCAAACAAAUGUCCAUUUUUACUUAAAUUGUGAGAUGUAGGGUUCCUGUACAUAUUCUGUGCUACCUACCGUUUGUUUUAGAAUUCUGUCUGUAUGCAUUUUAUUAUACAGGGAUUUCAUUUCAAAACUAGCCACCCAAAAUAACUUUUAAAAUAUCCUAAGCGGUGGUGAAUAUCACUUCUAAAAUUUUAAAUAGAAAGGGGUAUCAUGUGAUAGCUCUUCUUAAAGGUCUCUUUUUUUCCAAUCUUUUGACACAUUAUUUUUUUAAAUCGGAUUAAUUUUUCACCAAGUUAUGCCAUUUUAACCUUUUAAAUUAAAAUAAUUAUUAUUUACAUUGUAUUUACAUUAUUAAUAUUUUAUUUGCGUAAGAAUUACAUUGUACUUAAAUAAGAUGUUCAAAAUGUCCGCCAUUGUUGGCAAGGAAAUGGUAAAGUCGCAACUCGAAUUCAUCCCGCACUUUUUGAAGGGUCUCUGGUGUAAUCCGCUCACACUCCUCCACUAUUCUACGUCUAAGUUCAGGAAUAUCGCGAGGUUGAGUUUUAUUCACCACAGUUUUUAGAUGUCCCCAUAAAAAAAAGUCAAGGGGCGUUACGUCGGGUGAUCUCGCUGGCCAUUCUAUAGCGCCUCUUCUUCCGAUCCAUUUAUCUGGAAAUGUCUCAUUAAGCCAAUUUCGUACAGGCAAGGCAUAUUGUGGAGGUGCUCCGUCCUGUUGAAAAAAUAGGUUAUUACCAAGAAUUCCGGCCCAUACGUUGAUUUUCUGAGGAUAUUGGCUGUGCUCUUCCCGAAAAACAUGUGGAUUUGUAUUGUCCCAGUACCUACAAUUAUGUUUAUUGACAAAUCCAUUUAAAAAGAAACCUGCCUCGUCAGUAAAACAAAUAUUUUUAAUAAAAUUAUGGUCUUAAUUUGCCCUUUAAGUCAUUAAUUCGCAAAAUUCUAAUCUUCUGUCAUAAUCAUCCUCAGCAAGCUGUUGUAAAAGCUGUAUUUUGUAAGGAAAAAAAUUAUUUAGCCGUAACCUUUUAUGGACAGAGCCAACGGAAAUAUUCGUUAAUCUGGAGACUUUUGGUAUUGAUGUUUGAGAUUCCAUGAUAAAAUCUCAACUUGUGCAGCUUCAGUUAAAACUCUACGAUUCCUUACAGUUUUAUUGCACACACUUCCAGUUUUUUGAAAUUUAUGAACUAAAUCCAACACAUACUGAUGCCCAACAUUUUUAUCGGGAUGUCGCUGAUUAAAAACACGAGCAGUUCUGCGUGCACAGCGUUGUUCUUCACCAUAAAUAAAGAUUUAUUUCAAUUCUUUCUUGUAAAGACUAAACCAUUGUCGAAAUUAAAUUGUCAGUACACAAUGAAACCAAUAAUCUACUAAUAAUAAAUUGUUUUAAUUUACGGUCAAAAAUAUCUUACGCAAAAAACAUUUAAGGCUUUUUGCUAACUUGUUUAUCUCGGUAUUUAUACUCAUGCAUUUUAAUUCAAUAUUUUUUCCGGUUUCUAGGUUAUAACUUGGUGAAAAAUUAAUCCGAUUUAAAAAAAUAAUGUGUCAAAAGAUUGGAAAAAAAGACCUUUAAGAAGAACUAUCACAUGAUACCCCUUUCUAUUUAAAAUUUUAGAAGUGAUAUUCACCACCGCUUAGGGGAUGAAACUGCACGGUUACAGAUACUUGUUUUUUUGUUUUAAAGAUAUUUUAAAAGUUAUUUUGGGUGGCUAGUUUUGAAAUGAAAUCCCUGUAUAUGUUAAGCAACGCAAAUCAUUGUUUUUAUUCAUUCCAAUCUAAUUGUCUUGACAUUUUACUGAUCGAUGCUCCGUAAAAGAUUCAGUGAUUUUUCUGACAUCGUCUUGCAUAGUUAAAAGAGUUGUUGACAGUUCAACGAGUUCCAUCUUAAACAAUGCAAAGAAACUAAAUUAACACGGGCGGUCAUGUGGAUAACAGCACAAUAAUGGGAUGGAUUAUAGAUCAUUAUGCAAAGGCACAUCAUGGUCGAGCAAUUUAAUUUGUUGACCCAGACAUCUAUAUUCCAAACAAUUCAAAAGAUUUAAAGAUGUCUUGGUCUGAUACAAGCCCUUAUUGCAUUUAUUUUAGCUUGAACUUGAAGAAAAUUAAUAAAAGUUUCCUUUUUCAAAAUUUGGUGCUCGUUGGUAGCAAGGUAAACUUACAUCAAAUAAAAUACAAACUGGCAAAAAUAGAUCAUCUCUAUCUGUAGCCGUUUAUCUAUGUAAUGUUGACUUCUAUCCGUAUUUACAAUCGCCCCGUAUACAUAAUAGCUAUUCCUCAGCAUAUAUAUUUUAUAUUUUGAUUGGGUAUAGCCCAAUAAACGUGCAUGGUCCAAAUCUAGAUGUUCUCGUACCGACGGGCCAGAGCAGCGAAAGUAUUAAUUAUACAAUUUCUAUUAUUUUUCCUUUUAUAUCUUAAAUUAUGUAUUUUUCAAAAUAAACAUAUUGUUAA